CCGCGCGAUGUUGAAAAAAAAGGCGGAAGCAGGAAGUCUUCGCCAUGGGAGCUCCCUCCGCUUGCCUUCCCGGGUUUGCCUGCGUGUGUGGGCAGGUUCGCACGUGUAUUUGAAGGCGCUGGGGGUUCUUGGAGAUUGCUGUGCAAGGUCUUUAAGCGGUAAGUUUUUUCUUGAUAGGACAAAUAAGAGUACAAGUACAAAGAAAGCUUAAUAAUGCCAAAUGACACCACCCCAGUCCGAGCAGGAGCUGUAAAUGUUCCUCUGGGCCACGUGAUUGGCAAUGAGAAAUGGAAGGGCUCCCAGAUUGCUCAGGAGAUGCAUGUUUCAUUGCUUCUCACAUUUCAAGGGAAAGUUAAGCUUAUUCUGGAAGAUCGCCUGGGACUUGUGGACUUUCAUCUUUCAAACAGAUGCUGCAUCCUCUACAUUUCUGAAGCAGAUCUGGUGGCAGGAAAUGGCUUCAAAAGAAGACUUGUUCGUUUUAGAAAUGCUUGCAGUCUUCAAGGGAUUGUAUUAGUUGAAAAAACCCAAAUAAGUAACCAGUAUUUUCCAGAAGUGCAGAAAUUUGUUGUUCUGGAACUCGGAAUGACUUUACUUCCGGUGGCUAGCCAAAAAGAAGCAGCUCAACUUAUUGCUCAAUUGGUGCACGAACAGACUAAAACCAGCAAUCUCUUCCAAAGGAAGAAAUGUACCAAGCUAUUGGAACCAUCUAUACUCCAUACAGUUCAGCAGAUUCCAGGGGUUGGAAAGACAAAAGCCCUUCUCCUCCUGGAAAACUUUGGGAAUAUCCAUCAGCUUUGCAAUGCCUCUCUCCAGGAGCUCGAAGGAGUAGUUGGCCGCAGCCUAGCUCAACAAAUCCAUGCAUUCUUCGCCCAGAUGAAAUAAUCUCGGUUUUCAGCAUCAGAGAUAAGCUUUUUGAAAGGCUGGAAUUUCCCUUACACACACGGUCAGAUUUCAGUUUGUAUGAAACUCAGAGAGCUUUCAUUUCCAUCUAUUGUUGUUGUUAGUUGCGAAGUCCUAUCCGGCCCAUCGCGACCCCAUGGAUAAUGUUCCUCCAGGUCUUCCUGUCCUCCACCAUCUAAGGAGCCAAUAACUCAGGGAAUUAUGUUUGACCUCAAGUUUGCUCCAUCUGGGCUUUCUUGGGUAUGUUUUUGGCUUUCAACUGCGUACAGCUGGACAUGAUGCCACUUUUUAGGAAUAGCACUGAACACUUUUUUCCAGGAAGAUUACCUGCAGUACCAACAUCCCCUUUGCCUUCCUUUAAACAGUUCUUGUUCUUUUACUAAUAGUUUCCUAAGUACAUUCUUUUUCAAUCUCAGAUACUUCUUAAAAGAGAUGAAAACUUCAUCUCUUGUCUGUUCAGACUGUUGAAAAAUAUAGGGUCUCUGACUUUUAAAGCCAAAAAAAGAGGUUGUUAAAUAACAUUUGUUCAGUAGGCCUUCCCUAUUGCUAUAUUGGAUACAGAAGAGAAACCUAAUCUGAGUUUUGCCUGCCGUUCAUACCUUGUUUACGGAGAAGGUAUGAAUUCUAAGCAUUAGAACUUCUGCCUUGAACUGAUUAUUUAAUGAGUAUUGGGAACAGCAAGAUUUAAGGUGUUUGAUUUUUGUAUUUGUUAAAGUCAGCAGGGUCAAUUCCCUGUUCUGAUUGGUAUGAACAAGGCUGAGAUACUGUAAUGCUGAGAUAAUAGGAGUUGCUGGAUAGAUCAUCAAUUAAGAAACUUGUUCUCACUUGGCCUUCAACUAAUUGGCCCAAGGCAAAUAGCACCCAAAAAAACCCCCAGGAAUGAAUCUUGUUUCUUUCCGGCACUAAGUAUAACUCUGAAAAUCCUUAUUUAUAGAUGUCAUCUAGGCUUUCCUCUACUCUUGAUCCUCUGGAUCUGCUCUAUCCAAAACAUGGUAUGACAGGUGGACGUGAUAGGAAACUGCUGUAGGAGUGGAACCUGAAUAUUAUUACUUUUGCACGAGGCACCUGGAAGGCCGCCAAACUGAAAUUAUGUAGGAGUAUCAUGGUGAAAAGAGGGAGUGAGUCAUCCUUCUUGGCUGCCCAAGGGCUUUUGUAAUCAUUUCCAGCAAAGUUAUACUUCUCUGGAGCUUAAAGGUUGUAACUUGGUCCUUUCAAGCAAAACGCCCACGUCUUUCAAAGAAAGUCCACGUACCUCACAUCAGAUAGAAUAGUUACCCUUUUGACAUUUGACUGCACCACCAUCUAGUUUUACAGGCAGCCUUGGGCCAAGGGCUGUUUCUUAGGGGAUGGAAUAAAGAGAUAAAGAUAUCUUCAGGAAUGGUUCUGGGUGCCUGCAUCCCUGCAGUUUUCCGUGCCAUGGGAUAGGAUGGCUUCCGAUUGCUGCCUUGCAGCAUUUACCUAUUUCCAAGCCAGGCUGGUAACUCCAGAAUUCCUCAGUGUUAUUCCAUUUUUGAAAUUAGCUAAGACUGAGUAGGUACUGUCGCCUAAUUGGGCAGAGGACAAGUCUGAAGCUGUUUUGGACUCUUGGACAAUAUUAUUACAGGCAUCCUUUUUCUGACCAGGUUGACAUUGUUUUAAGCCAAGGACGGACACUUUUUUUUUCAUGAUUGGAUGCUACAGUGAACAGCGGGCAGGCCGAGAAGGCGAAACAGGUUAAUGCGGCACUUUUGCUGACAUGCAGAAGGUUUAGGCAGGUUUUGCAAUUUGGAGGGGGAAGAUGUUGCAGACACAUGCAGGAAGACACUGUGUUAAGAUGGUUGAAAUUCUUUCCCUCAACGCCUUCGCCCUCUGAGUCAACAGAAGGGCAAAACCUUUAAGGCAAUCUUAUCUUGUACGAAAGAUAAUAAACGGUGCCCUUGGGUAUUGUCUUUUUGUCCAGGAAGUUCAGUUGUGGCCAUUUAACUUUUUUUUUUUUUAAAAAAAAAAAAAAAAAGGUUGGACAACUACUAGAAUUGCAAGGUAACCACACCUGAGUAACGUCAUAGACAUAUCCAUGAUUCUAGGAGAUAUUUUUUAUUUAGGAGUCUGAGUAAGAACUGAAUAUGUCAUAGACACAUCCAUGUUAUUCUGGUAACAUUACAGACAAGGCCUUUGGGAAAUCUAAAAAUACUGUACAUUAUCCAGAAGACAAAAAAAAAAAAAAACCCUUGGUUUUGGAUAAAUUGUCACACACCAAGGAAAUCAGGAGAUCCAGGUAGUUCAAGUGUGUAUAAGAAUUUAUUGUAGCUUUCUACAAGCAUCUGAAUACUAACGAUCAGGGGAAAGUAGUGAGAGUUAAGAACAGAAAGAAAUUCAAAGUGGGCUGGACUGUGGGUGCGCAGGGACUCAUGGCAGAUGACAUAUUUGAUCUCUCCCUCAGGCUCAGCCUGAUCAUCCCUUACAAAAUUACAAUAUGCUUUAUUUAAAAGAAAUUAGCAAGCAUAGCAUUGGAGGAAUGACACUAUUAUAUUGCUACAGGAUAAAAAAUCUUAGUUCUCAGUAGAUUGAACUUGGCAAAGGAGCAUUUUUUUUGCAACAGCAGGAUAAAUAAUUGCUAUAUUGGCUUUAUUUGAUUGCCUAGGCUUUAAUGCCUAUGCAUCUACUGCAUUUUUCUGACUUGUUACGCUUAGCAGGGUUUCAAACUUGCCUGUGUAUAUUGAAAUCCCCUCAUUUAUUCUUUCAAGACCAUGUAUUGUUUAAAGCGAACCUAUUAUUUAAGAAAUAAGUGAACCUAUUAUUUAAGAAAUUAAGAGUAUAAGGGCUGUUGACCGCUAAUGAAUAAAGUUCUUAGUCUCCUUUCUCGGAAUUUCUGAGAUAGCCCUGUAGAUUUACAAGGUUUCAGUCCAAGGUCCUUUUUAAAGAAAAAGUACCGUAAACCUAGUCUAGAAUAACCAGGCUAUGUUGGAAAGACUUGAGAGAAGCAACAAAGAGAAGAUAGUUUUGAUCAUUGGCAUCUUUCUCCUAUGUGCAUAUAGCCUUCCCUAACACUUAGCAGUUCUUCAGUUAUAUUGGAUUAGACUCCAUAUCUCCUCUCUGAAGAAAAAAAUUAUCCUACUUCAGAUACAUGCCCAUUUUGAUAGGCCUUAGUGAGGGCAUCAACCACAUGCAUUCAAAAUCCCUAUGUUCCCUGAAUCAAAAGGCUUCCCUAUUUAUGCUUCAAUGUUGAACUUAGCUAACCAUGGCCUAUUGUAGCACGCGAAUUCAGUCAUUGCACAUUUCUUUGAAGAACCCCCCAAAUUAAAACUGGAAUAAAAAUAACAGAAUGAGAUGUAAGUGAAGAUAACAAGUCAACCCUCCUUCCAACCUACAUUUUAUUAUGCACUAGAAUUAGUUCCACAGCAUUGAUUGAAUAUUGCACAAUAAGAAUAAGCAGCCACUACAGUAUUACAUUCUUCCUUUAAAAAAAAGAUAAUAACAGACCUUCAUUCUGAACAACCACAACGGUUAAAAAUUAAACCUAUCUCAUUCAUAGCUGCAGUGAAAAGUUGUUCAUCGUCACAUAGAAGUCAAAACCAGGACUCAUUCUUAAAUAAUUGUUUCAGAUUUAUAUAUUUACAUCUACUGGGUAGAAACAUUAAAAAAUCCAUUUUUU
Crotalus tigris (Tiger rattlesnake) is the source of this 4531-nucleotide messenger RNA. RefSeq names its product FA core complex associated protein 24 (gene FAAP24). The record is from RefSeq and is a predicted model, not a curated record. Gene Ontology annotation, biological process: interstrand cross-link repair. The transcript is spliced from 5 exons. Gene Ontology annotation, cellular component: Fanconi anaemia nuclear complex. Gene Ontology annotation, molecular function: chromatin binding. The coding region runs from base 214 to 882 and encodes 222 amino acids. Lineage: Eukaryota; Metazoa; Chordata; Lepidosauria; Squamata; Viperidae.